CUUAUAAAUUAAUCAUUUUCAACCUUUUUGUAAGAACACACAUAAGAUGUGUUAAAAUCUUGAAACUAAAAAUCUAAAUACCAAUAAUAAAUCAUCUCUCCAUCAACAAUGGGAAACGUUCUAAAGCCUCUCACAGAAGAUCCUCUUUCAUUUGCUUACGAGCCUCUCCUCAGCCCCCUAUGUUCGUUGGAUAUAGAAAACGAGGAUCUGAGAGUCUUCAGCAUCACGGAACUUGAGAAAGCAACGAACGACUUCAGAAAAGACAGGAGGGUAGAUGGCGAGGAUGGCUUUGUUCGAACGUUCUACAAGGGCUCCAUCGACGACACCUCAUCAAGAACUAAAACUAGAAUCUCUGUUUCUGUCAUGGAAUGUGUUCAAGAUAGUUUAGAGGCUAUAGAAGCGUGGAAGGAAGAGGUGAAGUCUCUAGGAGCACAUUCUCAUCCAAACUUGGUCAAAUUUUUGGGUUAUUGUUGUGAAGAUAAAAAAGCACUAUUGGUAUUCGAAUACUUGCAUAAAGGAACUUUGGAUCAUCACAUUCAUGGAAAGAAAGAGAUGUUGUCAUGGGCAACACGGGUUAAGAUAGCCAUUGGAACAGCUCAAGGUCUUGCAUUUCUCCACUCAAUCAACAACUCCUCCGUAUAUUUUGAACUCAGAAUGCAUAACAUCAUGCUCGACGAGGAAUACAACGCAAAACUGUUUUACCUUGAAACAAACAAAACAUGUCUGGACAAUCAAUGGACACUUGUGCAUGGACUUAAAUAUAUGUCUCCUGAAUGUAUGAUGACAGGUUGGUUUGAAUUGGAUACUGAUGUUUUCGCAUUUGGUGUGAUCUUGCUUGAGCUUUUUACUGGUUCGAAAGAUGGAGACUUACUUGCGCAUUUAAUGGCUUCGAAAGAAGGAGCAAAAGAGCUGAAGAAUAAAAGCUUAGAUGUAACUAGCACUAGACCUUUCUCGUUUACAGAAAUAAUUGACCCAGGACUGGAGAGAGAUUAUCCUGUGAAUGCGGCAAUGCAGAUGAGCACACUCAUUCAAAGAUGCACUGGGCACAAGCAUACACGACCGUCCAUGCAACAAGUUUUAGAUGUUCUGAUUCAUAUUGCAGAGAUUAAAUAGUAUCAAUAUGAUCGUUCAGUUGUAUUAAAAAAAAUACGCUAAAAUAUGAUUUAUUGUAUAUUAAUUUAUACAAAACUGA
Raphanus sativus (radish) is the source of this 1192-nucleotide messenger RNA. Its product is annotated as inactive serine/threonine-protein kinase BKN1-like. Gene Ontology annotation, biological process: protein phosphorylation. Bases 109 to 1113 code for a protein of 334 amino acids. NCBI's taxonomy places the organism in Eukaryota, Viridiplantae, Streptophyta, Magnoliopsida, Brassicales, Brassicaceae. The record is from RefSeq and is a predicted model, not a curated record. Gene Ontology annotation, molecular function: ATP binding; protein kinase activity. The transcript is spliced from 6 exons.